Molecule: messenger RNA, 473 nt
Organism: Suillus discolor
Lineage: Eukaryota; Fungi; Basidiomycota; Agaricomycetes; Boletales; Suillaceae
Exons: 6
Source: RefSeq, a predicted model, not a curated record
CGACCAACUGUACUUUUCAUGAAUUGGGCGGUAGCCGCAGUCUUCACUGUUGGAACAAAUAUAUUGGUUCUGCAGUGACCGACGAUGGCACUCCUACCCACACUUCCGAUCUAUACGGGGAUGAUGUUCGCUGUCUUCCUGUUACCUACUGUUCGGUGUCGCACCUUGCUCAUACUAUUUUCACAGGAUCUAGCAGAACCUCUUGGUGACGGUAAUCGUGCGCUGCCUGUAUUCAUUAGAAUAAUAUCAUGGGAAGCUCAACAGGCGUUCGCUACUAUCAACAAAUUUAUCCUCACCUAUUCAGAAUACCUGCCGCCUCCUUCCAAGCAUGUCGUUGUUUUAUUACUGCAUUGUCCUGUGUCAAAAACCAUCAAAGGUACGCUGUGCAUAUUUUCAGGAGUAAAUGAAGAGAAAGAUAGUGUACAAAAGUCGGCUUUUGUAACAAAGCAACGACUGAAGUCACCGCUUGCCAC